Molecule: messenger RNA, 3343 nt
Organism: Haliaeetus leucocephalus (bald eagle)
Lineage: Eukaryota; Metazoa; Chordata; Aves; Accipitriformes; Accipitridae
Gene: NXPE3
Product: neurexophilin and PC-esterase domain family, member 3
Exons: 7
Coding region: 246-1931 (561 amino acids)
Source: RefSeq, a predicted model, not a curated record
GGAUAUACGGCGAGCCGCCUGCGGGCCGGGGGCGAGGCCGCCGCCUGGCCCGGGGGAAACGGCUGGGGCUGCGGUUAUUUUUGGCCUUUUGUGUGAGUGGCUUCAGAGAAUGCUCCAAGAAUAGGGAAUGAAGUGGAAGUCAACUGAAUUCUCUUGUGCACUACCAAGACGAAAUGACAUUCAUGUUUGUGGUGAAUGGAAGUCAUGGCAGCGUCUAACAUGGGAGGGAAAGACAUGAAUGGACAAUGUGGCGUGACUCGUUCAGAUUGCAGAUCUUCUGCCUGCUUAUGGCAGUACUGGCUAUUGUGGUGCUGGUCCACAAUUUUUUUCAGUUAGAGCACCUGGAUGAUGACACAGUUUCAGGAUCAAAUUGGAUAACAGAAAACAAUGUUCAGCAUUCUCUGUCACAGACAACCAAAACUACCAGGAAGCCUUACUGUGGUUAUAAGCAGCAGACUUUGUCCAAAAGAGAGCAAGCAGAACAGGAAUCGUUGCUUGCUGCAAUACAGUGGCCAAAACCCCCUGAUGGCAAAAUUGCCUUUGCACAAAGCACUGAUCCCGCACGUAGUGACUUUGAGAUUGUGAAACCCAGUGGGUUCUUCAAGGUGGGUGAUCAGUUAGAGGUACUUGUCCGUAUGAAUGAUUUCCAAGGAAAACCCAAGCAGUAUGGCGGAGACUAUCUACAAGCACGCAUUCACUCUCCUCUGCUGAAAGCUGGAGCAACGGGAAGGAUUGUAGAUUGCCAUAAUGGCCUUUACAAAGUCUUCUUUACCUUGCUUUGGCCAGGAGAGGUCAAAGUUUCUGUGUCACUUGUCCAUCCGAGUGAAGCAAUCCAAGUCCUCCUGCGUUUACGAGAAGAAAGGCCAGACAGGGUCUAUUUCAAAAGCUCAUUCAAGUCUGGGAGGUAUUCAGAAACUACUGAGUGCAAUGUUUGCUUGCCUGGAGAUCUGCCGGUCUGUAACUUCACAGAUCUCUACACGGGUGAGCCAUGGUUCUGUUAUAAGCCUCGAAAACUGUCCUGUGCCAGCCGAAUCAGCCAUGCCAAGGGAGGAUAUCAAAAAGGUCUUCUGACACAAGAGGAAAGCCUCUUUUUCCAAAGUGAUGUGAAUAUCAAAAGGCCGAUACUCUCCAGUGGACCUGAUUCAGUAAUUGUAAAGCCCAAGGCAUUUACAGAUUCAAGCAGUAUGGACAGAGCUGAAGGUCCCACGGUUUCCCCCUCUGGUUAUUACUACGAAGACCAGUGGAGGCCCAGAACGCACUGGAUCCAUCAUUUUAACAAGUCGGAUGAUAUAACCAAGUGCUUACAGGGGAAAGUAAUCCACUUGUUUGGAGACUCUACAAUAAGGCAGUGGUUUGAAUAUCUGACAGCGGUUGUUCCAGAUCUAGUGGAAUUUAACCUGGGGAGUCCCAAAAACGUGGGCCCUUUCAUGUCUGUGGACCUGAAGCACAAUAUCCUACUGAAGUUCCGCUGUCAUGGGCCACCCAUUCGCUUUUCAACAGUCUUCAGCAGUGAACUGCGCUACAUUGCCAAUGAACUGAACGGCAUAGUGGGUGGUAGAAACACAGUGAUAGCCAUAACUAUAUGGUCCCACUUCAGCACUUUCCCUGUGGAAGUGUAUAUCCGGCGGCUGAGGAACAUUCGGAGAUCAAUUAUUCAACUGCUGGAUCGCAGCCCCAAGACUUUAAUCAUCAUCAGAACCGCUAAUGUUCAGGAGCUUGGGCCAGAAGUGAGCCUCUUUAACAGUGACUGGUAUUCCUUUCAGCUUGAUUCUGUCAUGAGGAAAAUGUUCUCAGGAAUUGCUGUGCACUUUGUGGAUGCUUGGGAGAUGUCUCUGGCUCAUUACUUGCCACAUAACUUGCACCCAAAAGAAGUCAUUGUUAAGAAUCAAAUAGAUGCAUUUUUAUCUUAUGUGUGCCCUCUGCAAACUUAGCACAAGUGGGUAUCCCUACGUCAUCUUUUGCUAUAGCCGAAGUAAAGUUGCUCUUUGUUGGAGCUAUCGAGUUAAGCUGGAUGGUAUGGAAGAACUCUGGUUAUUGUACUUGCGUGCAGUAUAAGUGGGGCAGCCUUAACUGGGUAGCUGUGAAGGGUGGUAAAGAAGAAUUGACUGUUCAGGCCAUAUCUUCCUGCAAGGUUGAUUCCUUUCAACCUUGUCAUUCAUAUCUGAGAUUAUUAGAGAGCACCUUAAAUUAAAUUGACAAGAUUCAAUAAGAAAUUAUGUGGGUUAUUAGCUUUACUAGUUGUCUGCACUGUAUGCUUAAUUUAAUCCAUAUGACACUGAUUCUGCUGCCAGGGUCUUCCUGCUCAGAACUGUGUGUGAAACCUGGGAAAGGUUUUGGGAGCAGUCUUUCUCUCAACAUUCUAGAGUUUGAGGGACAUCCCUUCCAGUUGUAUGUCAGAGAAGCAGUGUCUGUUCUUGUUUCUAAGUCCUAAUUAGAAAUAUGAAGGAAGUGUACCAAAAUCACUAAUAUCAAUCAAGGAAGCACAAUCAAAAUAUCUAUAGUAUUAGGUCAUCAAGAAUUUGCUGAAAUUUAAUAGAGCACACUAGUUAGGCACCCUUGGUGUUUACAGAUGGCUGCUAAGUAAUGCAAAUAGCCAGUAUUUUAGUUUGGUUUCCUGUACUACUGAAUCUCUUCUGAGCUUUGAUACAAUGUCUACUUCUUCAUUUAUUUGUAAUGGAGAAAUGUGUAUACUAUGACCUCAGUGAAGGCACUGUCUCAGGCAGUUUCUGCAAGUUCAAGUUGCAGUCUUGCCUACUUGAAGCUUGAAGUGUUUACUAAUGAAAGUGUUUCCCUUCCCUAUAAGAUAAAUCUAUUCCGUUACGCUCCUGCAAAGCUGGGCUUCUGGUAAUUACUCUUGUACAUCAUUCCUACAUUGUGUCUGUAUGGAGAAGUAAAGUGACCUGAAUGCACUUGACAAUGUUUGGCAAUGGGUAACAGUAACUGGCACACACUAGUGUCAAGGCCAUGCAGUGAGGCCCCUUCUGUGUUUGGCAGUUUUAUCAUUUAUUCAUGAGCUUCACUGCUGCCAAUAUAAAAGGUCAAAAAAAUUGCACCCAAAAGCCAAACACACACAGGGUUGCCCUUCAUACAGAUGCUUGGUAAAUAUUUGCAGUUUUGCCAGCGUGCAAGCUGGUGGCUUUUGCGCCUCUUGGCAUGGUGUUUGCUGCUGCUAAUUUGAUUGAGCCUGUCUAUAGUUUUAACUAGGAGUGCUUUGAAAACAAAGUUUUGAUUAAAUUCAGCCCCCAAAUUAAACAGCAGAGAAGUGUUCCGUGUUGUCUUAUUUCUGGUCCCACUCAGGCCAAAGGUAGUCUUUACCAGUGGCUUUACUGAGAAAUGCGUCAAA